Molecule: messenger RNA, 1945 nt
Organism: Electrophorus electricus (electric eel)
Lineage: Eukaryota; Metazoa; Chordata; Actinopteri; Gymnotiformes; Gymnotidae
Gene: nudt22
Product: nudix (nucleoside diphosphate linked moiety X)-type motif 22
Molecular function (GO): GDP-mannose hydrolase activity
Source: RefSeq, a predicted model, not a curated record
UUGAAAUGUCGGAAGCGCUCGAGUUACAUUUCCGGUUCAUUGCUUCUCGACGCUGAGAUAAAAUCUAGCUAGCUAUCUAACGUGUUCCCUCCUACAGGCUGAAAUGAGCAGAGCUAAUACAUGUCAUUGUGUGAAAGGUGAAAUGUGAUGACACGAAAGCAGCCCUCUCAGAAGGAAGCCUGGGACUAACAGCUAACUAAUGGAUUCGGAAGUGUCCGUGAUGCUUCACUGUGGUCCCUCGAGUGGGCUAGAAGAACAUCAAGUACACGCAGAGAUAUCGACACGGUUCAAUCGCCGUAGUGUUGAUGAGAUGGAGAAGCACAUUGAGGCAGUGUGGAAUGAGAGGGUAUCCAGAGAGCCGUGGCUUUUCAACGGGGCUAAAUUCAGACUGCACGCCGCCGAACUCUCCACAACACUUCAGGAUACUUCCAAACCGUACUGUAACACAUCACACCAAGCAGCCACACCAACUUUAACCCGUGAAACCGCUAAGGGUGGAACACAGCACGGAGACCAUGCGGCUUCUGACCUUAUGCCUCCUCGCCGUGUUGAGAGAGAAGGGGCUUCUCUUGCAGAAAUACACACGCCAGGAGUGAACGCAGAGUGUAAGAAAAACGACAGCGCUAGCGAGACCACAGAAACCCUCCGGAAAGAUCUGAGCACACUGUCGUCAAAAACCACCCCAAAGCCGCCAGACAUGCUGCUCAGAUUACAGCUGGGUUUGACUAGUUACAAAGACUUCCUAGGGACCAACUGGUCACGGGAGGCUGCAGACCUCCAGCAGCGUGGAGAGGUAGAGUUCAGGGACCCUCAGACCUUCCUGGCCCAGCCUCUUGGGGUCGGUGCGGUCUUGGUAACCUCCGACGGGUACGUGGUUCUGUUGCGGAGGAGUCGGAGAGUAGCAGAGGCAGCAGGUCUCUUGGACAUACCUGGCGGACACCCUGAGCCUAAGGCUGUGUGUCAGGGGGUGUGUGAAGAGGCCAUCAGCAUCAACCUGUUGAAGGGCCGUGAGAGGGCUGUUGUUGCAGAGAUCUUUUCUUCUGUGUGUGUGGAGGUCAGAGAUGAGGUGAAUGUUCCACUCGGCUAUCUGAGUUCACCUGCUCUGAUGGGAAUAGCGCUAAACCGCACCAGCGCAGGAAGGCCAAGCGCAGAGUUCUACAUCAGGUGUUCUUUGAGCAUGGAGGAAGUGAAGGAUUUUUACUGGCGUGGAGGUCCUGAAGCACACGAGUCAACAGAUAUAGUGUUUCUGAGCAGAGCGGAGAUGCUACAGUUGGAUGAGAACGCUUCCUUGUGGUCAGAACUGUGCCCCUCAGCCAAAGGAGCGGUGCUGUUGUAUCAACUAGUGAGACCUGAUUGUUUAAUAUAGAUGUAAAGUAAAAAUGCAGAACUGUUGCACAGGCCAAUUAAAAGGCACAACAUAUAGAAUAUUUCCAUUAAAUUACCUUUAUGUUCAGUCAGAUGAGCAGGUGUUAAAGGCUUUUACCAAAGUGGCCUAAAAGGGCAUUUGUAAAAACAUUAAGUUGAUGCUCCAUUUAAAUUUUUUUUUUUUUUUAAUAGUUUUAUUUUUUUACAUGUUAAGUUAGAAUUCACACAUACUGCUUGAAAUAGUGGACAUGAAAUGUGAAAUUGUUUUUAAUGACAAAUAUAAUUCAGAUGCUCAUUACAGACAGUCAAUAAAGUUCCAGUUCAUGACAGAUGGCUAAAAUUCUUUACUAAAACCUACUCUAAAAACCUCCAGUCUCCAGUAUAGUACAAUUGUAACUCCAUUUUCACCCAGUAUUAAAAGUUAAGGUCUUUUCAGUAGGAAACCUUUUAAAAAUUUUGCAGUCAAAACAGGAAAUUUCAUGACUAAAGCCCUUUUGUUUAGUCUUGUAUUUUAGAGUCCGUUUACAAAAGGAGUAAAUGUUUGAAUUAUAAUUUUUUUCCCGAUAACCAUUUAAUGCAC